This is a messenger RNA of Limulus polyphemus (Atlantic horseshoe crab), 2248 nucleotides long. RefSeq names its product F-BAR and double SH3 domains protein 2-like. The transcript is spliced from 8 exons. The record is from RefSeq and is a predicted model, not a curated record. Gene Ontology annotation, molecular function: protein binding. The annotation marks the transcript as partial. Gene Ontology annotation, biological process: regulation of actin filament polymerization; neuromuscular synaptic transmission. NCBI's taxonomy places the organism in Eukaryota, Metazoa, Arthropoda, Merostomata, Xiphosura, Limulidae. Gene Ontology annotation, cellular component: neuromuscular junction; recycling endosome.
GCUUACGACGAAGCCGGCAGUGAAGCAAACGACUCUGUAUACGAUAGUGACUUUAAUGACAGUACAUCAGAUAGUUUGGCGGAGUGUCAACAGAUAUCAAACGCCAUUGAGCAGGAGGGCGCAGUGAAAGUUGGCAUCAACGCUUGGGAAGAAGUUCCAGAAGAGGAUACCCAGGAAGAAGAAGAUACAGGAAUAACGUUCGAAACCAAUGCUCAAAGAGCGGAGUCGUAUUCAAAGAUGAACAUCCGAUGCACUGCUUUGUUUAACUAUGAGGCCGCAAAUCCAGAUGAACUGAACUUCGUGGAGCAGGAAGAACUUUGGAUUGUUGGAGAAGGAGAUGGAGAUGGAUGGGUGAAGGCAAGGAACUACAAAGAUGAAGAAGGUUAUAUUCCUCAGAACUACGUAGAAAUAGUUGAUGGCCAGAAUUUUGUAUCAUCCAUACAGCCAGCACCCGCGUCGUUUACUUCUGUUGAUUAUACUACUGAUUCUUUCUCUUCAGCUGGUAAUAAUCAGUCGGAAGAGUUUCCUGAAGUUGUCCAGUUAGAACAUGAUAGAGUGGAAAUCGAUGAUGGUCUUCCACUGCCCUCUGGUGACAAACUGUGUCAAGCACUGUAUGAUUAUGAGGCCACGUGUGAGGAAGAGCUGACAUUCCUGGAAGGCCAGGUUAUUCGGAUCUUGAAAAAAGUGGUCCAUGAUGUAGACGAUGGAUGGUGGGAGGGCGAGAUCGAUGGAAACGUUGGCAUAUUUCCUUCGCUGGUUGUGAAAGAGAUCAAGACAGACGGGGAAUCACAGACCCCAAGUGAACUGACGACACCAACAGAUAGUGCCCCUCCUCCAGCGUUUACCCCUCCCAAACCACAGUUGCUUCUACCACCUGCCCAAGUUAUCCUAACUCAACCUACCCCGGAAACAGAGGCUAUUGAGACUGGUACAAAGUCAAAAGUUUCCAUCCUGUAUCAUGAUCCUGACUUUCAGCUAGAAUUACCUCAAGAUCAACAACAACAGUACAACUCUCAAUUUUCGGUUUCUGAGAGUGAAUCUAGCGAACAGGAAACACCUGGUGGAAACUACGCUCCUCUGAUGUCCAGUCCCGAGAGUCCUCCACGAGCUGAGCCAAACCAAAGUAAAGAACCUUCUGCAUCAUCCAAGCAGAAGUUGGAAAACGCCAUCCAACAGCCAGAUAUCGUUGUGGAAGAAUUUGAGAGUAAUGAUGAAGCCAUGGAAGAUCAGGACAAUGGUCAAGUCCAGUGUUCCAGAACUGAAGAAGACAGUUCUCCAACUGACCAAGAUGAUGUUACAGACUCCUCCGCGAUCACUUAUCGCAGUGCAGAGGAUUUGGAAAAAGAAUUUCAGGAACAGGAAACCGAGAAUAUUUCACAAAAUGACAACAUCAGUCAAGAAAAAAGUGAGCUGGCACAGAAUGAUGAUGAUGUUGUGCCUGAUAAAGAUUCAGAAAAUGGUGUUGCUGAAGGCCUCUCGUUGCAUUGACGAUAAAAACGUAUUUGUGUGAAGGAGACUGAAUGAUGUUGAGCCUUUCCUGUUCCAUAGUUUAAGUAUUCAAUACCAUCUAGUAUUCACAUAUCAUCAAGAUGCUCAUUCAAACAAUACAUUUGCUUCUCUAGCACAGCGGGGAGUUUCUUCAAAGUUUUAAACAUCUAAGAUGACACUAUCGACAAUAACAUUUCCCACUUCUGUCAGUCACAAUGAUUCAAGCACAUUUUGAUAUCUAUGGGCUCUAAAAUACUUACAUGUAUAGUAAAUUAGAAUUUCUAACUAUAUUAAGUUUUGAUCUGACAGUAAAAGGAAAAGAAAUACUCUCAUGAAAAAGGUCUAUUUUCAGCUAAUUAAAAAUGUAGAACUUGUAUAAAUAACUGUCGUUGCUAAUCUCAGCGGAAAUUUAUGUUUCGCUUUAAAUGAGUAGUUUUUAAACUUUAUCAUAACUUUUCCUUGUUUAUUCAAGACACGUGGGGUAGAACUGAGUUAUUACUUUACAGAAGAAUGUGUAUAGUCAUUUGAUAGUUAUAAGAAUAGUGCAUUUAGAGUUUUUAAAAGUAAAACUCGGUCAACUCUCUCAUUGAAGUAGUUUGCUAAGAUAUUAGUUUUUGGAGCUGGUAAACUAGUUUUGUUAAUUACUCUAAAAAUUGAUGGAGAGCAGAACGCUUUUCGUUAGUUCUCAGUCGCAUCGCUAUACAUCUUUGAUGAAUCUGUUCACUUAAGGUUUUCCGAAACAUAGUGUGUGUGUAUAUAU